Pistacia vera is the source of this 1374-nucleotide messenger RNA. RefSeq names its product palmitoyl-acyl carrier protein thioesterase, chloroplastic-like. The record is from RefSeq and is a predicted model, not a curated record. The transcript is spliced from 6 exons. Gene Ontology annotation, biological process: fatty acid biosynthetic process. Gene Ontology annotation, molecular function: acyl carrier activity; fatty acyl-[ACP] hydrolase activity. The coding region runs from base 92 to 1252 and encodes 386 amino acids. Lineage: Eukaryota; Viridiplantae; Streptophyta; Magnoliopsida; Sapindales; Anacardiaceae.
AAAAUUUGAAAUUUUAGGAUUUGAUUGGCUUAAAUUAAUAUUGUUGGGUAUUAAUUAUUAAAAGCUACUUUGAUUCAUCAUCCCUUAGAAAAUGAUAUCCGUGGCACGAACAAGUUAUGUAAGAUUAUCCUUUCCAGAGAAUUUAUUCAAGGAAGAGAAGGAGAUCGUACCCAUGGCCAUGGCCAAGGUCGGGUUUUGUUGCUCGUUGAAUUUGAUCCGACCAAAACAUGGAAGGCUUUUGGUGAUAGCAAGUGCUAGUAAUGCGAAGAGCCUGGACAUCAUGAAUGGAAAAAAGGUGAAUGGAAUUCACGUUAAUGAAGAGACUCGUCAUCAGCGGCUACUUAAUCAAAGAGUUGCUGACGCACCCCUCCAUGCAUGUUUGCUUGGAAAAUUUGUAGAGGAUAGGUUUUUGUAUAGACAAACCUUCAUUGUCAGGUCAUAUGAAAUUGGACCAGAUAAAACUGCCACUAUGGAAACACUCUUGAAUCUCCUUCAGGAGACAGCUCUGAAUCAUGUAACGAGCUCGGGACUUGCUGGGAACGGGUUUGGUGCUACCCGAGAGAUGAGUGUUAGAAAACUCAUCUGGGUCGUCACUCGCAUCAACAUUCAAGUACAGAGAUAUAGCUGCUGGGGAGAUGUUGUUGAGAUAGAUACUUGGGUUGAUGCAGCAGGAAAGAAUGCGAUGCGCCGGGACUGGAUUAUCCGAGAUUAUCGUACCCAAGAGAUAAUAACAAGAGCAACAAGCACCUGGGUGAUCAUGAACAGAGAAACAAGAAGAUUAUCAAAGAUUCCUGAACAAGUAAGGCAAGAAGUGUUACCAUUUUACCUAGGUAGAGUUGCAAUUGCAAAAGAACAAAAUGAUGUUGGGAAAAUUGACAAGCUUACUGAUGAAACUGCAGAGAGAAUUCGGUCUGGUUUAGCUCCAAGAUGGAAUGACAUGGAUGCCAAUCAGCAUGUAAAUAAUGUCAAAUACAUAGGAUGGAUUUUGGAGAGUGUGCCAAUACACGUCUUAAAAGAUUACAAUCUGACAAGCAUGACCCUGGAGUAUCGACGUGAAUGUCGCCAAUCAAAUUUGCUAGAGUCCUUGACAAGUUCAACAGCCAGUGUCACUGGAGACCCCAACAAUAAUUCCAAUAAUCGCAUUGCAGACUUGGAAUACACACAUCUACUUCGUAUGCAAGCUGAUAAAGCUGAGAUAGUCCGAGCCAGAUCAGAAUGGCAGUCCAAACAAAUAACACAAGCCAUCACUUGAUGUCACAACUUGUUCUCAAAACCACUUAACGCACUUUUACUUUAAUUUGCUAUACAAUUUGUUGCGAGUAAAACUUCUCAGGCUAUAUAUGCACAUUUUUGCAAGUGCAAUUAUGUUUAUUA